Messenger RNA from Fusarium graminearum PH-1, 1569 nucleotides. RefSeq lists its product as uncharacterized. The transcript is spliced from 2 exons. The record is from RefSeq and is a predicted model, not a curated record. The coding region runs from base 1 to 1050 and encodes 349 amino acids. Lineage: Eukaryota; Fungi; Ascomycota; Sordariomycetes; Hypocreales; Nectriaceae.
AUGUCUUCGCCUUGGAAGAAACAGCCAGAGGAUGUCGUCGACAGUGUGCUCAAGCGUGCAGAAGUAAGCAAGAUCGCACGCCGUCUGCAGAACCGCCUUGCCCUCGCAAAGUUCAAAACAAAGCAUGGCUGGGAAGACCUCACACUCGACUCCAUCGAGCCCAAAGUCGAAGAAGAGCUGCGAAGAAAGCGCCUGGCCGAGCCUACAGAUGUCCUCUCCGACUCAUCAUCAAGCGCAUCCGAUCUCCCAUAUCCAUCAAGGGCUCUCAUGAGCUCCCCGAUGAAGGCUCCCCUAUUUUCAGAUGCGAUAGGCUCCAGCAACGGCAGCACCGGCCAUCGCAAGCGCACAUACCUCGCCACCUUUCACGAUGUCUCAUCGAGCCCUAGCAAACGAUUCCGACUCUCUCCUACAGCACACAAAUCCUUCGGCAGCAGCAGUGUAUGGAAGAACUCGCAUCACAUUGCACGGCCGUCUCCUCUCAAGCCGCGGCGGCAACAACACUUCACUACCUCGGGCGGACCCGAUGUCUCCUUUUAUCAGCAGGGUCUCAUGGGCCGUGACCUGACAUCACCUAAUUUUGCAGCCCCUUCAGACGAUGAUGACGAUCUUCUGCCUAUUCACUCCUUCAACCCUACCAACAUUCGAUCAUCUCCUCCUCGCACACCGCCCAUGCGGACCCGAUCUGUCAACAAGCGAAGCAAAGGCGAACCCGGCCCAGGGCCUAACGGCAAGACCGGCGAGGAGGGCGCAGACCUCCUCCUUUACCUCGCAGCUUCACCAUCGCCGGCUGUCAGAACCUCAACAAGGACACGAAUGGAGCCUCCUUCGACCCCUCCCCAGAAGAACAACAAGAUGGAUUUGCCUUCUUCCAUGAUGAUGACACCUGGUGGGGGUAACAUGUUCCCAACCACCCCAAGCCAAGCUUUCGACUUUGCCGAAUUUGUCAACAUCACACCCAGUCCAGCCCAAAAGCCGUUCAAAACGCCAGUCUCACUCACGGCAACUAGGACGCCCGUGAGCGGAGCACAACGGCGACUCACGUUCGACUAGUGGUUGUCGUCGAGCCCCGAUUUGAUGGCCUGAGGGAUACUGAAUUGGUGAUGAACCAGGAUCCCAGUUCUCUGUGUACAUGAUACCAUGACAGCACUUAUUGCAGCACCUGCGCACGUGUCUUUCUCACUUUCUUUUUCAUUGUUUGGAUCAUGCUUCGGCCUUUCGGAGCGUACAGAAACGCUCACUGUACAUGUCUGUUUUAACAUACUAUUUUUUGCGACGGCGUUUUAGACUAAGCGGCUAGUUAUGGCAUCAAGGGUCUUUUUUAUUUUCCCCCCUCGAGGAGGCCGCAGGAGGCCGUGUCCCGUAUGGAGACCUGGAGGAUGGUAUACUAUUUGGUGGUUGAGUUAUCUCAUCUCGGUUGAGGUGAAGCUUUGAUAAAAUGAAGAUUACAUUCUGGGCUGGUUCAGGAGAAAAGGGGUAAUUUACCUAGGGUAUCUAGAUGGACUGAUGGACGGCUUAUGGACAAUGUGAUUACUACUACUUUAUUAUCAACUUGACUAAAUCAUUAUUCAG